GGUGAAACCCCCCCCAACUGUUCUGACCGUCACAAUAAUAAUUUAAAAAAAUAACAAUUAUAGCAAUAGUAAAAUAGACGACUUUUUGGCAUAUUUAAUAUUCAUUCACAAUAUCUUCAUAUUCAUACUCGAAGUAGUGAACUCAUACUUAAAAAAAAGAACUCACUCGGGAACUAUUAUUUGCAGGCGUACAUGAAUGUUCACGCAACAAAUGUACAUGUACAUACAAACAUGCAAAGGUGUUAAUCUUCUUUUCCCUGCCAGGGUACAUGUAUUCUCCAGGGUAACAAGUGAUGCGUGCUAGCAAUUAGCCAGAUUCAAAAGAAACCCAAACCCCCCCUACUCGCGGAAUCAUCACACAACCUUCACAAUGACAUUUAGAGCUAUCAAUAGUGCGGUAACGCCUUGUGAUUUGGUUCGUCUUGGGCUAUGAAUAGCGCGGUAACGCCUUGUGAUUUGGUUCGUCUUGGGCUAUGAAUAGCGCGGUAACGCCUUGUGAUUUGGUUCGCGCUUGUGCCAAAAAAAGAGGUAAACUACGAACCAAUCAACAUGAGCGUCGUUACCUGUGGUUUACUAUGUGGCGGGAUUUCAAAGUCUUCUAUACAGAAGCAAAGCGUCAUUUCCUUGGCGUCCUCUGAAAACCUGUCCCUGUCUUUAUUUGAAAGAAAACUUUCUCGAGUCCAGACGCUUUCUACAUUCCUGCAAAGAUGUCGACCAACAAAAUUACUAUCAAGUGGGUUAAUGAAAAAUGGGAUGGCCUUGUCGAAGAUGUUGUUCGGAGCAGGGUGAAAUCCCGCGAUCCCCUAGAAAUCGGCAUGGAGGUGCAAGUGACCUACAGAUCUAGCAGUCACAGGGCAGUAAUUGUUGGGAUCGGCGACAAAAAAAGGAAGCUUUCCGAAGAUUCCGACGAGGACGAUGUGCCACUUGCGGUCGUUAAAAGGCUCGCCGCUGGCCCCUCCACACUUCCCGAGGCCCAGCUCACCGGGGAACCAACCGGACCCGCCAGCGAUCUCAAGGCCCAGCCCGUACCUAUUGAUGAUCCCACCGGCCCCACCAGCGAUGAGGCCCAGCCCAUACCCAUAGAUGAUCCCACCGGCCCCACCGGCGAUGAGGCCCAGCCCAUACCCAUAGAUGAUCCCACCGGCGAUGAGGCCCAGCCCAUACCCAUAGAUGAUCCCACCGGCCCCACCAGCGAUGAGGCCCAGCCCAUACCCAUCGAUGAUCCCACCGGCGAUGAGGCCCAGCCCAUACCCAUAGAUGAUCCCACCGGCCCCACCAGCGAUGAGGCCCAGCCCGUCCCCAUCGAUGAUCCCACCGACCCCACCAGCGAUGAGGCCCAGCCCGUCCCCAUCGAUGAUCCCACCAGCGAUGAGGCCCAGCCCGUACCCAUAGAUGAUCCCACCGGCGAUGAGGCCCAACCCAUGCCCAUCGAUGAUCCCCCCAGCGUUCCAGAGGCCGAGUCCACCAUUUCCCAGCUUCAAUACGACCUGAUACCCGAUUUUGAUCUUUCGGUGAUCACCGGUGUCGUGCCAAAAACCCUGGAUGAGCAGUCUACCCAGACAAAAGAGUUGCGGGGAGAGAUGAGAGAUCUUCAGGCGGAGGUGAAAGAGCUCCGGGCUGAAGUACGAGAGCUGCGGUCAGACGAAAAGAACGCCUCGACUCGGAGUACCAGCGAACGCCGUGAACCGCAAUACGUCAUCGACGACAAGCAACCGAACACUGUACACAUUGGGUUGAAUACAGGCCAUUGUGAUUCCCCAGCAUCGAAAAAGCACAGCGUUGGCUGUGCACUACGCUGCUCAGCAUCCGUCGACAGUAGGCACAGUAAACAGCCGUUGGCAAUUCGAGAGGAUCUUCUGGGCGCGGACGAUAACAAGUUUGGCUCCUUGCCAAGUAAGGACAGCGUUUUCCUUUUAGUAUGGGCGAAUGCUACAGUCCAGUUCAAGUUUGUAUCUUUCUACAAUUCCGACCAUAAUGAUUAUGACCGUGGUUGUUGCGAUGACUUCUUCGGUGGCUGCGAUGAUUUCUGUGAUAACUACUUCUUUGUAUGUAUCGACGGCGACGAUACAGGUCCCUUGGGUACAUCCUGCGACAUGGCAGCUAUCACAACAGCGAAACUUCAUGAGGAUAACGACAACUUCAACUUCCCCUCCACCAUACCCAACCUGAUAGCGAACCCGUACACCAUGCGUGUCACCUCCUGGUCGGAUAGCAUGCAAGUCUUCGUUCGAGUCUGGGAUCUGGAUACCCAGAAUAAUGAUGACGAGAUUGAUCGUGCUAGAAGGACCAUUUAUAAAGAGGCUGCACGGAGUCUAUCAACCGCGACGUGGCAGCAGUAUAGGCUGGGCUCACGGUCACAGAUCGACUUCAUUUUUGAAGUGAGGGUGUAUUGCGACAGUUAUUACCAUGGCUCCGACUGCAGUGUGCACUGUAUUCCCAGGGAUGACCAGUAUGGACAUUACCGAUGCGACGCCCUUACGGGAGACAAAAUUUGCUACAGUGGCUGGAAAGGAUCCAAUUGCGAGCUUGAUUACGAUGAAUGCCAGUCUAAUCCUUGUGCUAAUGGCGCAUGCGUUAACGGGGUCGAUCGAUUCAGCUGCUCCUGCACAAUUGGCUGGACUGGACCGACAUGCGACAUCAACGUGGACGACUGCGCGUCCAUGCCUUGCAAAAACGGCGGGACUUGCCACGAUCACGUGGCAAAUUUCACCUGCGCAUGUCCCCUUGGUGAAGUGUACGCGGACGAGUUCUGCGAGUACGACGACUGCGCAGGUCAACCAUGUCAGAACGGAGCCACGUGUAAUGAUCUGAUUGGUCAAUUCAAGUGUGUGUGUCCACUGGGUUAUUUUGGAGAUCUUUGCGAGGUCGAUAUCGAUUACUGCAUCAACCAAACCUGCGCCAAUAACGGCACGUGCGUUGACCGAGUGGGCGGAUUUCACUGUCUGUGCGAGACGGGCUACGAGGGCCUCUUGUGUGAUGUGGAAACAGACGAAUGUAGUUCCAAUCCGUGCCUUCACAAUGGGACGUGUCAUGAUCUCAUUGGGAAAUAUCAGUGUGCAUGUCUAGAAGAAUAUGAAGGAACACACUGUGAUUUGGAGACGGACGAGUGCCUGAGCUCCCCGUGUAGAAACAACGCAACUUGUGAGGACGAGUUCGCUGGAUACCACUGUCACUGUGUCGACGGGUACGAGGGUGACACGUGCGAGAUGGACAUAGACGAAUGUGCCUCGUUCCCAUGCUAUAUCAAUGAGACCUGCGUGGAUGAGAUCAACGGUUUCUGGUGUCAAAGGUUGAAUCUGUGUGAUAAUGAUCCGUGUUUGAACAACGCCACUUGCGUGGACGUUUACCCGGGGUUCAUCUGCGAAUGCGUGGCAGGCUACGGCGGAAAAACGUGCGACCAAGACAUCGACGAGUGUGCCAGCUCGCCGUGUCUACGGGGCACAUGCACCGAUCACCUGGAUGGGUACACCUGCCUCUGCCCGCCGGGCUACGGCGGAGAAAAGUGCCACAGUGAAACCAACGAGUGCAACAGCUCACCCUGUCUGAACGGGACUUGCUGGGAUCUCAUCAACGGCUACGUUUGCAACUGCACGGCGGGGUAUGAAGGCGUGCUGUGUCAGAACGAAAUAGAUGAGUGUGCUAGCUCGCCGUGUCUACACCAGGGCACCUGCACCGAUUACCUGAACGGGUACACCUGCCUCUGUCCGCCGGGAUACGGCGGAGAAACGUGCGACCAAGAAGACAUCGACGAGUGCGCCAGCUUGCCGUGUCUACACCAGGGCACCUGCACCGAUCACCUGGACGGGUACACCUGCCUCUGUCCGCCGGGAUACGGCGGAGAAACGUGCGACCAAGACAUCGACGAGUGCGCCAGCUUGCCGUGUCUACACCAGGGCACCUGCACCGAUGACCUGAACGGGUACACCUGCCUCUGUGUGCCGGGAUACGACGGAGAAACGUGCGACAAAGACAUCGACGAGUGCGCCAGCUUGCCGUGUCUACACCAGGGCACCUGCACCGAUCACCUGGAUGGGUACACCUGCCUCUGUCCGCCGGGAUACGACGGAGAAACGUGCGACAAAGACAUCGACGAGUGCGCCAGCUCGCCGUGUCUACACCAGGGCACCUGCACCGAUCACCUGGACGGGUACACCUGCCUCUGUCCGCCGGGCUACGGCGGAGAAACGUGCCACAGUGAAACCAACGAGUGCAACAGCUCACCCUGCCUGAACGGGACUUGCUGGGAUCUCAUCAACGGCUACGUUUGCAACUGCACGGCGGGGUAUGAAGGCGUGCUGUGUCAGAGCGAAAUAGAUGAGUGUGCUAGCUCGCCGUGUGAGCACGGAACGUGUGUGGAUGAGUUGAAUGGCUACAGAUGUGAAUGUGAUGUGUUUUACGAGGGCACUCAGUGUGACACGGUGAUAGAUGAGCCAUGCGCCCUCCCAGACCCACCGUGUCAGAACGGUAUAUGUGAAAACACCAACAGCGCUAACGAUUACAAUUAUAAAUGCACCUGUGAUGACGGCUUCUAUGGAACCAAUUGCGACAUAGAGUCAAAACUGUACAGUGCCGUCGUCAUGGUGAUUGGAAAGUUGGGAGAUCAGUCUGCUUUUGAAACCAAAUUGGCCAAUCUGCUGCAGAAACUCUACGCACUUCAAUCGCGCGUGCGCAGAGACACCGGAGAAACUGUGACCGUGGAAAUAAUUCUGACAGAGGACUAUGUCAAAUCUACCGAUAGCUCACCACUGACCAGAGUCACCUUUCUAGCUUGGACUGAGUCGGGUUACUUACAGAAGGACACCAUGGAGGCUUGGAUUGAUGGGGCGCCGACGGAUCUUCCUGCCCAGUUCGGCUUCGACAUCUACAAGGGAUCGGCGAAGCCAUACACCGAGAGCUGGAUCAGUUCCAACUGGUACAUCAUUCUACUCGUUGUCGUUACUGUAGCUUUGAUUGUUGCGGUCGGGUUUCUCUUCUACCAUAAAGGAGACCUCGGUCGAGCCAAGGAUGCUGCGAUCAAGUACCGAGGUCGCGACCGGGCCCAAUCGGCCCUCGAGACGACCUUCAGUACCCAUAAAGGGGAGGUGGACAUCGCCUACAGUGCCCGCAUCAAGGAUGACGCCCCUACUCUACCCAAAAGACCCGACCGUCCCAACAUGGUGGAGUCCGUCAACCCCGCGUACACAUCGAGCUGUGACCAGUCUGACUACUGUGGGUCUGCCACUGCCGGUGCCGAGAAGGCUUUCUUCGUUGCCUUGGAUGGGGGCGGGGAGAAAGCAAGCAACUACUACGCCGAUAUUCCCGCGCUCAAGGCCAAAGCUGUGGCCAAGGAGAACUCGUACUAUGAAGUAGGACAUAUCAGUGGCGUAAAUCCAUGCCGGAGAGUGUGGCAGAUGGGGGAUGACCAUGCGGCAAAAUCCUAAAAUUGUCCGGUCGUGUGAAUUCAAAAUGGGAUUUUUUUUGUAGUGUUAAUUUAACACCAUUCGGUAUCUAUAUAGGACAUCACCAGUAAAAUCUAACACCAGAUGGUCCUAUAUAGAUACCAAUGGUGUAAAUUUAACACUCCGGUUUUUGCAGUGAUAGGGGUGCUGUUCACGAUACAAAAUACAUGUAAUUGAAACAUACGUUUACACGUCCCUUAAAACCGUAACCAGCCUUAAUCCUCAAAAAUCCCCCGGUUUGGGAGGAUUUUGGAGGGUUGAGGAUGAAUGAUGCUUGAGAAAAAUUAGGAUUUUGGAGAAUUGAGGAUGAAUGGUGCUGAAGCAAAUGAGGAUUUUUGAGAAUUGAGAAUGCAGAGAGAGGCAGGACUUGUCUGACGAUUUGGAACGAUAGAGGCGCUGGGUAUCCUUCAUUUAAACACAAGUGCAACAUUUUGAAGUCUUUUGGAAGAAUAAGGAUGGGUCCCAGCAAAAAGGGCCCAAGGGGGUUGUUAACCUUCAAAGCUGGGCAUUGAAAGCUUAUUCUCCGUGGUUUCUUUUCAAAACUGUUUUAUUAAUUUGGACAGUUGGGAAGAUUUUUGGGUUUCUCACCUUCAAAACGGAAGGAGGCGGAACCAAUUCCCCACCCCCGGUCAGAAAGUGUUGGGGAUGUAUCCGCCCAUCCCCGCGGGAUUUACGCCCAUGAGGAUUUUACGUUUCAGUGUCAAAUUAAAUAAAACAUUAGUAACAAACGUGAUGUUGAACAAGGCGUUUUUCACACUGAACGUGCCGGUGUCUGGAGGUGUAAAAACAAAUCAACGUCUCACAUCACAUUGUUAUAUUGUGCCAUAAGCCAAAUAGCUAAUAAAAGGUGUUAGUUACUGUAUACGAAAUUAAUCGUCGUUAUUUUAACUGUUUUGAUUUCUGCACUACACCUUAUUGACGCAAAUAUUGUGCCAGACGGUAUUUGAGUGGUGUUGAAUUAUGUGUAUUUAAAUACAAUGUAUUGUAGAAACUUGACACGUGACCGUUCUAGAUUAAUAAAAUUGCAGUGUCCAAGUCACGAUUUAACAAAGCAAAAGCGGACUUGGGGAUCAGCUAUUAAAGGGACACAUUCCAAUCUA
This is a messenger RNA of Patiria miniata (bat star), 6538 nucleotides long. RefSeq names its product protein jagged-1b-like. Gene Ontology annotation, molecular function: calcium ion binding; Notch binding. Gene Ontology annotation, cellular component: membrane. The transcript has 18 exons. Gene Ontology annotation, biological process: Notch signaling pathway; cell communication. Bases 708 to 5420 code for a protein of 1570 amino acids. NCBI's taxonomy places the organism in Eukaryota, Metazoa, Echinodermata, Asteroidea, Valvatida, Asterinidae. The record is from RefSeq and is a predicted model, not a curated record.